AUGGCUCCGUGGGACGACUUUGACUCCAUAUUCUACUUCGACAAGAACUUCACCUACGAUGGCAAGGUCAUUGAGCAGAUCCUCGCCAAUCGUCGAGCUCUAGAGAACCAGUUGUUCGCCGACAGACUCUUAAGACUCGCCGGAGUCAAAGCAGUGACCAAGCAGUACCCUCCUAGGUCGAACUCAGACCUUCGCACACUUGUCGACCAGAUCGUCUCCUCCGCAUUGGACAUUCAUCACAAACAAGCGUUGAUCUACUACAUUUUGAAGGAUUGUCGGGCAGCUAGCGAUGCGGCCACGCAGUUCUCGCGACGAUGCCAUUUGCCUGAGAAAUACAGACUCUUUAUCGAAGGGCUCUGGAACUUGGACAGGCUUGAGUUCAGGCGCGCUGUCGAGUACCUGACCGAGCCCUCGAUCAUUCCCACUUUCCCCGACGAGAUCCUCUACGUCCUUACACUUCCACAUAUUCCCAGACACGACGAUAGCCUGGUCAUGGCCUACUACCUGACCGUCUCUCCGCCACUGGCCACCGAAGCCGUCCAACGAGCUUUCUUCCAAACGCUCUGCCGGUCUAGCAUUACGGAAGCUUUCUUCUUCACUCGCAACCACCAAGAACUCCUACGCCAGGCUUAUUUCGAGCUGCUGGUUGAAAUCGUUCACGCCACCGAGGCUGGGCAGAUCCGCAGCCAACGGGCCAUGGAGUUGAUCGGGCUUCCUUUUGACGAGCAGGAGGAACAAUGGCUGGAGGAUACGCUGCUCCGUGGCAGCGCCAAGGGCCUGCACGGCUCCAAAGACACGGUGAUGAUGCGACGACUUGCGACGGGGAAAUUGACCGGACUCUCGCCGGAGCUCGAGUCCCUAAGUGGGAAGAAGAUCGACGGGAUCGCUGCAAAUAUGAACAUCCGGGCAGAUCAGGCUCGGGGAAUUCGUUUGCUGCUCUCGCAGGCGGAGGAGGAUUUCAACAAGGUACGCCUGCGACUUCCCCGUGGACGUUCCAUGCCCCAGGCUCCUGCUCUUUCUAUUUUCAACCAUGCAUUUGUCUGUCAAGAGGAGUGUAAGGCUGCCGCCUGCUCUAGCUCUUCAGCAUGUUGUCUUGUGCCCAGUCUACCCUAUAUUUAUGUGGAUUUCUUGCAUAUUAUUCCCCAAUUUGAGUAUCUUGCGUUCCUCUGGAGUAUAUCGAUUGUCUCAAUGCCUCAUCACUCAGCACGUUUCUGUCCUCUAACUUCUCGCCAAGGCCGCCAAAACCAGGGACAGCAGAAUCAACAGACGGCUAAAUAUGGCUUGACGGUCAGCGAUAUCAAGAUUGACUUGACUGCCGGAAAGGGUCGACCGGAAUGGAUCUUCUCCUGCUUCGGACCCGGGCGGAACGCCCCAAGGCAGCUAUUUGGAGGUCCUCAACGAGAGAUGAGCUUUGAGGAACUUCGUCUGCAUCAUUACGAAUUCGCUGCAGCUGGAAAUGCGCAAGGCGCUAUUCAAGAGGCCCAGAACAUGUAUGAUGAACAUGUCAAGCAGAUGGAGGUCAUCUUAACCGAUCUGGACGGUGCCAUCAAAUACAUCAUUGAUGGCGAGAAUGAACACCCAAAUCGCAUUGAUAUCUGCGAGGGCAAGACGGCCCUGUCCUUUUCGGGCUUUGGAAACUCGCCAUUCGGAAAACCUGAAGAACCUACACCACCCCCCGAUCAAGUGUCUGGAUUCGCCAAACUAGCACAGCCAGGAUUUGGCAAACCAUCGGGCUUUGGCCAGCCGUCGUUUGGCCAGCCAGCGUUUGGGCAACCUUCCGCUGCUGGUCAGGCUGCAUUCGAGAAGCCGGCCUUUGGACAACCUUCGUUUGGUCAACCUGCGAUGGGAGCAACGGGGUUCGCGGUUCCUCAGAACACUGAAAGUCCUUUUGCUCAGAUGGCCAAUAAAUACCAGGGUCAAAAUACCGGGUUCGGCCAAUCUGCCUCCAGUAUUUCGCCGUUUGCACAGAUUAACCAACAACCUCAGCCUCAACCCCAAUCCCAACCUCAACCUGCGGCGCCUUCAGGUUUUGGCUUCGUCAAGCAACCCGAGCAGCCCGCUCAGCCACCAAAUCCAUUUGGACAACCUGUGACGGCCCCGUCGUCAUUUGGCACUUUGCAACCGCAACCGCAACAACCAGCUCCGAUUCAGGCCCAGGCCCCCGCGGUAGGGAUGGGGACAGACGCUGGAGCUCGUCCCUUUAUCAGGGUUGAAGACCCUAACGAACUGAUGCCCAUCCCACCUUUGAACGGCCAGACAACUCGGGAUCCCGUGACAAAUAAACUAAAUUCGUGGAAGGGGCAGCCGGUAAAAUACUUUGAUAACGUGCCGUGCUACCUACAUCCCCAGGACCAGAAAACCUGGGCCCGCAUAUUCUUCCCUGACGGGCCGCCCGACGAGGCAAGCUUGAGAGACGCCUAUGGAGAACCAGACGAGUACAACUUCGAGAUCUCCGAGCAGUACGAGUUCUUUACGAAGAACGGAUACUUUAAAGACGGCAUCGUCCCCAGAGUUCCCCCGCAAAGAAGGAACGUGAGCUUUGAUUUCUAG
Messenger RNA from Aspergillus affinis, 2550 nucleotides. RefSeq lists its product as uncharacterized. The record is from RefSeq and is a predicted model, not a curated record. Lineage: Eukaryota; Fungi; Ascomycota; Eurotiomycetes; Eurotiales; Aspergillaceae. The coding region runs from base 1 to 2550 and encodes 849 amino acids. The transcript is spliced from 5 exons.